AUGAACACCUCCUUCCCAUCCGACAGGUCGGACGAGGCUGGACCAUCCACGCUGCGACUAGCUUAUGCAGCUCCGAAAACAUUCACACCGGGCUUUUAUUCUCAUCGUACCAACGGCGUGCUGCCCACAGUCGCAUCGAGCGCGAAGCUCAGGCGAGUGUCUCAAUGGAGCCCGUCUACCAUCGGCUCGCUGGACCGUAUCGACGUGCUCGGCGGUCUCACCCCAGCCAGAGAGCACAUAGGCCACACAGGAUGUGUCAAUGCUCUGGCUUGGUCAUCCGAUGGAAGCACAUUGGCCAGCGGCUCUGAUGACAAGACCGUCUGUCUUUGGAGGCUCGGAUCAGAUGCCGCGCAUCCGAGAGCCGAGCAUGUGCAUCGUAAACCACCGAACACUCGAAGUGGCCCUCGCUCGCGCCGCACUGGAGGAUUAUGGGGCGGCAACAGCGGCAUUGGUGUACCUGGAGAUAAUCUGCUAGAUGAACUGGACGAGGAGAUUGCAGAAGCGAAAGCUGCGGAGCAGUGGCCUGCGCCUGAUCUAGGCUUUGGUCUAAGUGGUGUGGUGGAGACUGUGGGUGUUCUUUGCCUGGACUUCGAGUGUUCAUCCAGCAAGCUUACCGAGAGUACUGAACAUGCUGAAACAGGGACAUCGAGCGAACAGUGAGCACCCUCGGUCGCAUCGCGCGAAUCGAGUCCACUCGCAACUUAGCUGCUUGACCAUUCUACUACCCUCGCAGUCUUUUCUGUCAAGUUUGCACCAACGCUUCCCACCAGAUUGUUCACCGCAGCUGGUGACUCCGAAAUGAGAGUGUUCGACCUGGCGCAGUCUGAUGCCCAGAUUUUGUCUCACGCCAUUACCAAGAGGCAGUACGAGCACGACAAUCGAGAAGUGAUGGUCUGGCCUCGAGGUGGAGGCGUGUGCACGCGCGUUCUCCGCUGUCACAGCGCGCGGGUCAAACGCAUCAGCACAGAGAAUAGUCCCGAUGUAUUUCUGAGCUGCGCAGAGGAUGGUGAAGUGCGCCAGACGGAUCUCCGGGUCAAUCACACGUGCAGCGAGCGAGGUCGUAGCUCGAGCCUAUCAUUCGCACUGUCGAGCUCGACGUGCCCUUCGCCUCUAGUCCGACAUUCGAUGGAGCUGUACAGCCUCAGCGUCAGCAAGGUGGAGCCUUGGCUGUUCGUUGUAGCAGGCACGUCCGCCUACGCUUAUCUUCAUGAUCGAAGAAUGCUCCCGCGCCUACUGAAACGGGAAUGGGGUGAAUCAACCCCAGAGCCUGAGCGUGAUGCGCUUACGCAGUGUGUCAGACGUUUCGGCAGACCCCAACGACAAUGGGACUCUGGUGAGCCGGUCAAAUCCGCAUUUGGAAGGGCGCACAUCACUGCAGCUAAAAUUGAAGAAUCGACAGGUCGAGAAGUGAGUCAAGGAGUGAAGCGGGCACUUCUCCAAUGGGGGUCAACGUUGGGCUGACUUGCUAUGAAUUGUGCAGUUGCUCCUUUCUUACUCGGAUACCGACUCGACCAUUUAUCGGUGAGCUUUCUCUAGAAUGCUUUUCGUGCGGUGCGAAGUCUGACACUCUGUGUUCGGCCUGUAGAUUCAAUCUGUACGACGAGCCAGAAGAGAUGCAUCAUCCCGAAGCCAGCCAAUGGGCGGUGCGAGAGCAGGAGCGUAAUAGAGCGAGUGAAGCCAGAACUUCUGCGCAGAAGAUUCAUAGCAGCGGAACAUUGGAUGACAACCACACAGUCGAGCGGUUCAGGCGUCUGGUGGCUGCCAAGAAAGCUUUGCCUCUUCCAAGGAACAUACGAUCAGCGAUCGUCGGUCUGCUAUUUCCGCGACGGACGCUCAGCGAGGGCCGACAAGCAGAGGCAACCGCUUACGUCGAAAGGUACAAAGCUAUGCAAGCCGCCUCGUCGGAAACUCUCCCUUUAUGCGUCUGUGAGACUCUGCUUCUGCUCCAGCGAUUGGACGAGCCAGCUGCAACAGAGACCUUCGUGCAGGGAAGAAGCCGGUACUUGGAGACAGCUGUAAGAGCGAAGGAGCUGCUCCAAAACGCAAGGUCGAGCGAGGAUGAAGAGGAGGACCAGGAAGAGGACGAGGACGAUGUCGAACCCGCCAUGGAUGUCUCGAGUAAUCUACUUCUUCUCCUCGAACGUCUGGUCGAUGAUGACAAGGCUAGGAACACUCCUGAUAUCCCCACAUUUCAAAAAUUUCUGGAAGUCUUCUUCGACGAGGCGGAAAGUGUGCUACGGGCGUUUUGGGGCAGCAAGUGCUUCGAGUUUACAGAUCGGAUGCGACUUUCGGGGCAGAGUGAUCUGAGCUCGGAUGAGGACCCUUCGAUCAGUACUGUUGCACCUCAAGCUGCCGAGCAGAGCUGGCAGUGGACGAGCAAUUCUGGACAGUCUCACGCGCCCCAUGCCUUCGGUUCAAACCCUUCACAGCACCAAUCUCGACAGCAGGUUUGGAAUCGCGCAGACAGCUGGGAAGACCCUCCCGAAGAUGGCGUCGCGAAUUGGAGAGAGGCUGUGCCACGACCAGAGAUAAGAGGAGAGUCUGACGUUCAUCCUCGAACAGGCCCAUCUUUCGCUCCAUGGGACGGCCCGGAUGAAGACGAAGACAUGCACGCAGAGCUCGAACGGCCGCCGGCUUUCCCCUUUGCAGAGGCACACCUCAAUUUGGCGCAUCUCACCCAAACCAGGAACCUUCUGCCGAGCGCAGCCGACGAGGGCGAUGACGCCAACGAGUUAUUUGCCGAGUUCGAGCAGCAAGACGACGAUGACGAGGUCGAAAGCACUGCAUACGGUAAUGGUGGCUUGGACGACGACGAUGAGGAUAUGGAGCCUGGGGGUUCUGACAUGUUGGACGUGUAUGAGGAGGAAGAGGAAGAAGACGAGGACGGGGACUCUAUGGUCUUUCCCACGCGACCCGUCUCGGAUAGCAGCAAGUUCGAUGAAGCGCCGAUGGUGUACCCACGCGCGCGAUAUCAGGGCCACAUCAACCGGGAGACAGGUGCGUUACUGCUCCUCUGACCUGUUGCGAUUGAAACUUCAAUGGUCUUACUCCUCAUUCUCGUCGGCAGUCAAAGACGUCAACUUUGUCGGGCCGUAUGUCGCAUCUGGCUCGGACGACGGGCGCCUAUACCUCUACGAUCCGGCCAGCACACAGCUGAAAGCUGUAAUCUGUGGAGACAGCCACGUGGUCAACGUCAUGGUUCCCCAUCCGACUUUGCCCGUCAUUGCCGUCUCUGGCAUCGAUGAUGAGAUCAAACUCAUCAGUGCCACCUCUUAUGUGAACAGCGUCGACGGAGGGGUGUACCGAGAGUCGAGGGAGCAUGCGGAGGGGCUUGCGGAAGCCAAUGAGGCCGAGACCGAAGGGUGAGUCCUUCAGCUGCGCCAUUGUACCAUGGGGUCGCCUGUCUGAUGUCUUGAUCUGCUUUUGGAUCGCUUCGCAGGCGCUCCGGAUCUUAUCCAGGAGGUUUGCUAGCCAUGCUCGGUGGUGUGAGUAGACACGCACGCCACAAACAUAGAUUUGCCGAUCUAGCUUAUGCAGCUCGCCUUUCUCGUUCUCGUUCUCGUUCUCGUUCUCGUUCUCGUUCUCGUUCUCGUUCUCGUUCUCGUUCUCGUUCUCAGCAUCUACGGCAGAUCAAUGCCGAUGGCGAGGCAGUGGAAGGAGAUUGCGGCGUCAUGUGA
Ceraceosorus bombacis is the source of this 3677-nucleotide messenger RNA. NCBI's taxonomy places the organism in Eukaryota, Fungi, Basidiomycota, Exobasidiomycetes, Ceraceosorales, Ceraceosoraceae. The record is from the annotation of a GenBank genome assembly.